UGUGUGUCGGUGCAUGAUUUCUAAGAUGUUGGAGAGGUAACGAGUCUGACGGGAUGGCAGGAAUCAUUAAAAAGCAGAUCCUGAAGCAUUUGUCCCGGUUCACUAAGAACCUCUCCCCAGAUAAGAUCAACCUGAGCACACUGAAGGGAGAGGGUCAGCUGUCCAACCUGGAGCUGGAUGAGGAGGUCCUGCAGAACAUGCUGGAUCUGCCCACCUGGCUGGCCGUCACCCGUGUUUACUGCAACAAAGCUGCUAUCCGGAUACAAUGGACAAAGUUGAAGACCAACCCCAUAUGUUUGUUCCUGGACAAAGUGGAAGUUGAGAUGAUGACUUGUGAGGAACCCCGGCCCCCCAAUGGCCCUUCCCCAAUUGCCAUUACUGCAGGUCAAAGUGAGUAUGGCUUUGCUGAGAAGGUUGUGGAGGGAAUGUCUGUGAUCAUCAACUCCAUCACUAUUAAAGUGCAAGCGCGAGCGUUUCAUGCCUCCUUUGAACUCUGGCAGCUCCAGGGCUGCAGCCUCAGUCCCAAAUGGCAAAAGAGCGACCUGCGCUACACACGUAUUACCCAUCCCAAGAGAGGAGAGGUCCUCACGUUCAAGGAGAUCAACUGGCAGAGCCUGCGCAUAGAGGCAGAUGCAAUAAAGAGUGAAGAGCAGGAUUUGGGCAGCACACCACUGCGUCUCAUUACCAAUCAAGGACGUAUACGCAUCGCUCUCAAACGCAGGGUGAAGGACUGUAAUGUGUUGGCCUCUAAGCUGCUGUUUAUACUGGAUGAUCUGCUGUGGGUGCUGACAGACUCUCAGCUCAAGGCCAUCAUACACUAUGCCAAGUCUUUGAGUGAGGCCAUGGAGAAAUCCGCUCAACAGAGGAAGAGCAUGGCUGCUGAAACAUUACAGACAGCCCCACCUUCUCCUGGGAUCCACUUUCUGUCAACUGAACCUCCUCCGCCUCAAGCGAUCGGGACCGCAAGCACACCGGCUCAGUAUUUUGACCUCCAUGAUUUCAAAGAAUCGUCCUACCACACCUUCAUCUCUCGUCUUGACCUGCAUAUUUGCAAUGACAGCUCUACAGAUACCAAUGAGGCUCUGCCUCCAGGCACGCAGGGUGCAAUGCAGCUGACCUUACGGAAGCUGGGCUGUGACUACUACCCUGUCCACAGACCAGGUGAUGGCUGUCGGCACUGGGAACGUCACUGUGGGGCAAUGGAUUCUCGUGCUCAGUGGGCGGCCAAACUGCUUCAAGAGUUCCAGAGGAGAGUGGAGGAUCUGGGCAUCCCUGGACCACAUUCAGAAUCACCUGCAUCUGCCAAAGACUCUCCAGCCAAAAGAGCCAAGGACGGGGAACCCCUAUCCAGUUUCAGUCCUGAACAUGGUCAGACCUCCCGGCGAAGUUCAGCAGCCGUUCUGUCCACAGGAACUCCUCUGAAGAGACUUCGCUCCAGCUGUAUGGUGAUCUGUGUGGACGACCUGGACAUUCAUCAGGUGUCCACCGGGGGGCGUCACAGCAAGAAAACGCAAUCUCUCCUCUUUUGUAACCGCAAAUCCCUAAAUCUCCCAGACAACACUCCAGCAAUCCACCUUCAGUUCACAGAGUACUACUUCCCUGAUAACCCUGGACUUCCUGUACCCUGCUCUAAUCUUUAUGCCCAGCUGAAUGGUCUACAAUUUUGUCUUGAUGCUCCGAGUGUAUUGUGGAUGACUCUAUUCUCAAAGGGUCUACACAGGACACUGGAUCAGGUAAAAGCCUUUUACCACCUCCAGGACAGCAGCAAGAGUGAAGAACACAUCGAUAUUCGCUUGGAUGCUAGACAACUAAAGCUCAUCAUUCCUCUGGAAUCCUCCAUUCUGGACCACCCAGACCGCCCUCAGUCACUGAGCAUCAGUCUUCCUCAAAUCGUCAUCAGCAACACUCGCCACUCUCCUCACGGUUCCUGCACUGACCUUAACAGCACCUACAACAGCUUCUCUGGUUGUCCUUUCUUCCAGCCCAUGGAGUGCCAACCUUUCCCUCGCGACCAGAGCAUCCUACAUCCCCUGCCAUCCGCAUUCCUUCAACACACUCUGGAAAGUGAACUCUCUCUACGCCCUUCUCGCUCUCAGGACGUCUGGUCUACCAGUCUGUCCCGAGUGACUCUAGGCUUUGAGGGGGCUCGUCGAGGGCUCAGGGGGAAAGCCCUUCCCUUCGUGGAGCCCUUUGCCAUGUCUUUGUGGAUGUGCCACCCUUCUGCCUUCAAAAAAGACUCUCAUUGUUCGAGUAUAGACAGAGACUCAAAGUCCCCAACAAGUUCUAUCAAACACACCCUUCCAGCUUCUUUGCAAAGUAUCAAUGAUAUAUCUGAUGAAGUCGACCAGACCAAAGGACUAGUCAACUCUCCCAUGGCCUCCAUCCAUAUCUUGGCCCAGUCUAUCACUCCAGUCAAAAUGUGGCUCAACCACUACCAGUUUGUUGCACUAUUGAGGAUGAAGGACUACCUUGCCAAACUAGCUGGAAAUUUGAGCAAGGACUUCCAGAGUUUGGGGCGUUCGGAACAUAAACGAGAGGAUCUUCCUUCAGUGUGUGUCUCAGUCCUGGUGGAGGCAAUAGAGCUCGCUCUGCUGCUUCCUCCUGCAGUAUGCGAGCCCGAAGAGGAAGCCCGAUCUCCAGAGAACACGGACACUCCCAGCCUGACAGACUCUGAUCUCUCGCCAACACACCACCCCAGUGAGUCUGACCUGCUGGAGGAAAGUGAGCUGGGUGAAAAUGUGGCAAUCUCCACGAUAGAUCAGGAGGAGGAUGUAGAGCAGGAGGGAUCGGUGGAGGAGGCUUGUGAAGCUGUUGAGGUAAUGGAUAAACCAAUGGGGCAAGAUGAUGAAGGUCAUACUGUUGCUCUGGCCCAGUCACCUCCUCUUUCCCCAGGGAUCCCUAUGGGACUGCCCCGACAAGGCUCCACUUUCAGCCUGGAGGGGGAGCUGUCCAGUGCCCUGAAUGCCACUAAAGGUGUCACGAAAGAUGCAUUCAGUGCCUCCCUUGAUCUCACCAAGGGGGCACUUUCCAUCACGAAAGAUGCCUUCAGUCUCCUGAGCAGAGGAUCUGCUAUGACUAAGCUCUUCUCACCUCAAAACAACUCACGGCCAGAAGAGUCCAGUCCCUCCAUCAUGGGGAAUCUGCGGCUUCAGUCCAUGAAACAGUCGUCUUCCCAAAAUUCCUGUGACAGUGCCAUUCUAGAGGGGAGCUUGGCAGACGAUGGCUUAUCCGUUGACAGCGACAUCAGUGAAAACUUUGUCAUCCUUAUGGAGUCUGAGUCUGGUGUGGAGUCUUUGCGUCUUAAUGGUACAGGUGUUCACUCAUGCAGCGUUAGUCCUGCACCGGGCACAGAAGGAGGGUCAUCAGCAGAUCUCGGCAGCUCUCUGUCCCAUAGCACUGAAGACACUGCUCAAGACAUGGUGUCUGUGUUAGUUUUGUGCCUGAGCCAGAUGGGGUGCCUGACGGAGAUGCGCGGCGAAGAUAUCGUUGUAGCGCUGGAAGCCCAGGAGCUUGUGCCUAAACAACUUGGAAACCAUAAAGUCACAGACCUGCUGGUAGGACUGACACUAACGCAAGUUGGCUGUACCUCUCCCAGUGCUUUAUCACCUGAAUCUCUCUCCGGCCCCCCGACAGCAGCAGUCAGAUUGGAGAUGGGGCCACGUGCAGGCAGACACUCCCCUCUGUCUGAAAGUGUGGGGUUCAUAGAGAUGUGUUUGACAGGGUGCAGAGCUGAGCUCCUGGCUUCUACCUUAAGUACUCUAGGCCCCUUCCUGGAGGAUGAACUUGGUGCAGACACACAGCCAAUGAGACUUUGGGUGCGGGACACUACCAUUAUACUAAAGGAUGAUGGUCCUCAUGUCUACCCGACUGCUCCUCGGCCAGUUCCUGUGCUCUUCUCUCUAGAUGGCAUUGUGCUGGAGCGUUUAGAUGAUGGAAUCCUCGGCUUGAGACCUGCUCAAAGCCAAUCAGGGAUUGAGAAAGAAGUGGACAGAAAGACAACUGGCCAAUCCUGCUCUGGAACUCAAGGGAAGAAGUCUCUGGAGUCCAGGCUCACUGAUGUCCAAUUAGCUCUUGAGAAAGCUCUGUCUGACCGAGAGCGCCUCCUACAGGAAGUCAGGAAACACAACCCUUCCUUCACCUUAUGAGCUUGAAAGGAAAAGUAACUAGACUUCAAACAAGGUCUAGUUACAAGAAUAACAUGUUUUCACCUUCUAGAUAAACUAGAAGAGAAAAUAAAUUUGCCUUCUCUGACAAAGUUCUUUUCUCUUCCUUUAAUCUCUCUUCUGUCUGAGUGCCCUCUAUUGAGUCUUCCUGCAUAGUGACAUUUUUCUGUUUGUGACUGAACCACACCAAUGCAUUAACUUCACAACUGGAGGAUGACUGAUGUAAACAAAGACUGAUAAACUCUUUCACUGCCAGAGACCCCUCUCUCCAGCACAGUUUCCUCACUUUUGGUCGGCGUGCUUCUCACACAUGAUCAGUAAUUGUUAGUUUUACCACAGGACUGUGUAAAUCUUUGAGAUUUUAUACGUGUGUCCUAGUGACUCUCCCUUUGGUAUCACACAUGUGAAGCGCUGGUAGAUGUAAGCUCUGUUCCAAAACCUAGUAAGCUGCCUCCCUAGAAAGCAUUUUAAGGCGUCGUACAUUGCUGUUGUUUGGUCUGGUCCAAAAGUUAGGCAGCCAAAUUAUGCAGCCUUCUAAGGUACCUUGUUCAGGCCAAAUUAUAAGGCAACAUUGUAUGUACCUUUCAUGGACAAAAAUGCAUUGUAAUAAGCUCAUUGAAAAUAUUCCUCCAUGUUGGUGGGCGGAGUAGAGAGAAAUGCUGAUUAUCAAUAUAAUUAUAUUUAAUUUAAAACUGAAAAAUAUUGAGAAAAAUCUAAUUCAAAUGGACUAAUUUACACAAUAUUUUUGUGUGCUAUGUAUCUUUUUUGUUCUUAUAAGAAUAUAGUGAUGUUAGCUUAGCAACAUGCUAACAGCACAGUACUCUAAUAAGCAAUAUAUAUACUGUAUAUAUAAACAAUUGAAAUAAAUUUAAGAGCUAAUAGUGCUACAUUAUCUGGUCAUUAGCUCAGCAACAUGCUAACAUCAAACUGUAAGCACAAAUCAAGUUUGAGUAACGUGUUGUUAGCUUAGCAACAUGCUACCGUCAAACUAUUGAAAUCAACUAUAAGGGUUAGUCAAGCUAGGAUAUCAUGUAGUUAGCUCAGCAACAUGUUAACAUCAAACUGUAAGCACAAAUCAAGUUAGAGUAUCAUGUAGUUAGCUUAGCAACAUGCUACCAUCAAAAUAUUGAAAUCAACUGUUAGCGUUAUUCAAGCUAGAGUAUCAUGUAAUUAGCUCAAUUAGCUAACACCAAACUGUAAGUGCAAAUCAAGUUAGAGUAACGUGUUCUUAGCUUAGCAACAUGUGUUUUUGCCAUGUGCUUGUAUGAUUGUUGAAUGCAUUUGUACUGAAAUUAAUUAACAAUUGAUUAGCUUAGUCGAUUAAAUUAUUACCAACAACUUAUUGAUCAUUGUUUAAUCAUCAACAUCCCUAGUAGACAGCAAGGCAGUGUACUAGGUUUCAGAACAGAGCUGUAGAGUUUUGUCAAAUGUAUUCAGGUAGUUCAUUUGAAUAGUGUACUUUACAGUGAGUUUUUUAUAGGCUGCUAUUUAGCUGCAUCAAUGUAAAGCAUAGAGCAGGGGUCGGCAACCUUUAUUUCUAUGAAGUCACUCGCACCUGCAUGCCAAUCUACCUCUUGAUGUAAUCUUUCCUCUUGAUCACGCAGUGUGUUUUAUGUAAUUAUAAUGGGAAGCUAAACACUAUUAUAGUGUGAUGAGACUGCAUAGUCAACAACUGAGUGCAGUGCAUGGAAGCUGUUUGCGCAUCACUUUCGGUGAAUUGCGCGAGUAAAUGCAUCCACUUUGCUUCGGUCGCGCGGUUCGGUUCAGCGGAUGAAAACCUACAUCUCUUAUUUGUUGCUUUUUCCUGUCAGAGUAAAACUUGAUGUAAAUAAGAAGACACUGCUAUCAGUGCUUAUGCACCCUCCUUAAACCACAAUGAAGGUGACUCUCAAAACUACAUUUUUAAGGGAAAAGAGCAAAAACACAAAACAUUAACAAAUUAUAAAUUACACAUUAAAACCUGGAAAUAAAGUGUCAUGAUUUUGAAAAAAUUAUGACAUAAAAAAUAAAAUACUUCCCGUUAAAAAUGUCACUCAAUGUCAAAAAGGUUGCCAACCUCUGGUCUAGAGGAUUGCUGAUGUUUGAGUCAUUCAAGGGACAAGCUAAGCACUUUAAGCAUUUUCACUUAAAUGCACUGUAUCACAAAUCGAGCUUUAUAUGAGGUUCCUUGUACAGCAGACAGUACUUUUGUUAACAAAGUCAUCGUGUCAGUCAUGGUAUUGAGAUUACCACCUUUUCCACUAAAGUAGGAACACAUUUGUCAUACUGUACAGUGUUGCUAUACAGAAUAGAAAAACAUUUUUUAAAACAUUUAGAUUUUUUUUGGUUACAGUCUGUUACAAUUAAAUCACUUAAAGAUGCUUAAAUAAUCUGUAUGAUUGGACAACCAUAGUAAUUUAAAUACAUGUUUACUUGAACCUUUUUGAACAUGUACAAAGAGGUGAUGAUGUAUUUCUCCCAUAUUAAAGAUUUUAAGGAGUUGAGAUGACAGGGUAAUAUGAAAAAUGUUUUAACUUGUACUAAAGAAAUUGUAUGGUACAGGUGCUAAAGUGUACAGCAUUUCAACACAUUUCAGGCAUGUACUUGUGUAUCGCAAGUCUCACUGAAUUUUUGUGGUAAAAGCAGUAUUAUGAGUCUAAAUAAUUGCCUCUAUACUUAUUACUAAUAAGUAUAGAGGCGAUUUACUUGACUUAAGUUACAAGUUAUUAGUAUGGUAAAUAUUCAUUUAAACAGCCAUUUUAAAUUAAAGUCAACAGCUGGAAGAAUGUAUGUUCUCUAGGCCUGUUUGAUAUCAACAACCCCUUUCUGUUUUCAGAUAUUUGUGUUGAAUUAGUUAAGAGCCAAGGUGUCUAAAUGUAACCCAUAAUUAUUGAUUUAUUGGUUACUGUGAGAAGUUUAACAACAUGAGACUGCAUUCUACUGGAGUGAAAAUUAAAUCAGUGAUGCAAACUACUCGCCUUUCAGCUAAAGUCACCUUUUCUGAAGCUAAUUUUCCCAAAUUGAUGUGUAAAAUUUCUAAAAUGUUCUUUAUUAAAAUCACUUGAAAGGGUUACUUUAAGCUUAAACACUUUAUACAAAGCUUUGAAUACAACAAAAAAAUCAACAUAAAUUAUACAUCUGGGACAUCUGCUAUGACUUUUUCACCUUUUUCACCACUCAUGAGUUUGCCUCCUGUUAAAUGUGUAGCAUUUUUGUACACUAAAUAUUCUCUGUAUUAGUGUAUUGAGAUGUCUUCCAGAAAACUUGGAAAACUGAUGGUUGCAAUUGACUAAAGUGUAGAUACGUUUUCUGUAGAUGUAGUCUGUAGAACAACUUCAGUGCAUGGAAAAAAAUAAAUAAAAUUGUAGGUGUUUAAUGCAUGCUUUACUUGAAAUCUUUCACAAGUGCAGCAUCAUCAAGGUCACAGACUGUGUUUAGUAACUCUGCAUUUAUUUGAUUUCGUGGAAAAGCAUGUUACACUUUUCUCAUUCAAGCCUUCCACUUUUAAAUAUAAAUAACUUUGACAUUUUUAGGGUUAUUACUACUUUUACUGUAAUAAUUUUUUUACUAAUUGUUAUGAUGGUUUGUAGCUGUGUAGUUGGUACUAAGUUUACUUUUAUUUCUUUGUGUACAGUUAAAGCAAAUAAUCUGUAUGAUGAAUGUUUAGGUCACUUGUUUGUUACACAUAAAGGUUUCAGAUGAUGUUGUAUGCAAAUGUUCUCAAGCACAGAAAGAAUGGCCUGUGCAUUUGUCCCUUGGCCUCGGGUGAAUGUUGUCCCUAUAACUGUCACUGUAUUUUGACCUUUGACCUCAUGUGGUUGAAAUUCAAGGAUUUAGUUUGUCCCCUGACCUCUUCAUUAAAGUAAUAAGAUUUCACAUUUUAUAUCACCACGAUUAAUGUUAUGGAACAAAAAAAAUAAAAUAAUAAAACUGAUAUUUUGUUGGUUCUGUGAACCAUAACA
Molecule: messenger RNA, 8104 nt
Organism: Myxocyprinus asiaticus (Chinese sucker)
Lineage: Eukaryota; Metazoa; Chordata; Actinopteri; Cypriniformes; Catostomidae
Product: UHRF1-binding protein 1-like
Exons: 21
Coding region: 54-4145 (1363 amino acids)
Source: RefSeq, a predicted model, not a curated record